Messenger RNA from Brienomyrus brachyistius, 1990 nucleotides. RefSeq names its product corepressor interacting with RBPJ, CIR1 (gene cirsr). Gene Ontology annotation, molecular function: transcription corepressor activity. Lineage: Eukaryota; Metazoa; Chordata; Actinopteri; Osteoglossiformes; Mormyridae. The record is from RefSeq and is a predicted model, not a curated record. Gene Ontology annotation, biological process: negative regulation of DNA-templated transcription. Gene Ontology annotation, cellular component: nucleus. Bases 149 to 1699 code for a protein of 516 amino acids. The transcript is spliced from 10 exons.
AUUUGAACCGGAAAUACUUGCCUCUACUUACGGGUUUUGUCAAUAUUUGUGGGGAUUCAGCGUUUGUGUCCUCAACACAUUUGCUAUAAACGAAAACAUCAAAAGCAAUUCUUUGACAUUAGCACAGCUCACAAAUUAUUUUAGCAACAUGGGGAAGUCAUUUGCAAAUUUUAUGUGUAAAAAAGAUUUUCAUCCUGCCUCAAAAUCUAACAUUAAAAAGGUAUGGAUAGCAGAACAGAAGUUGACGUUUGAAAAGAGGAAACAAGAAGAUCUGAUGCAGGCUUACCUGAAAGAACAGGAAACUUAUAACAACAGGCUGUUGAUGGGUGAUGAUCGUGUGAAAAAUGGUCUCAAUUUUAUGUAUGAGGCACCACCUGGCGCAUCGAAAGAGGAGACAAAAGAGGAAGGUGAAUCAGAGUACAAGUUUGAAUGGCAGAAAGUAGCUCCACGUGAGAAAUAUGCAAAGGAUGACAUGAACAUCAGAGAUCAGCCUUUUGGAAUUCAGGUGCGUAAUGUGAGGUGCAUCAAGUGCCACAAAUGGGGCCAUGUGAACACGGACAGAGAAUGCCCGCUCUUUGGCCUGUCCGGGAUCAAUGCCAGCUCCAUGACCUCUGAGGGUGCAGGUCCGUCGAUGCACCCCUCGGAGUUAAUGGCUGAGAUGCGAAACAGUGGGUUCGCGCUGAAGCGGAGUGUGCUGGGGAGGAACGCCACAGUGUGUGAUCUCACGCAGGAAUAUGUGGUCAGUGAAGAGGAGGAAGACCCUGAAGUUGAAUUCUUGAAAUCUCUGACUAAAAAACAGAAACAGAAACUUCUCAGGAAACUAGAUCGACUGGAAAAGAAGAAGGAGAAGAAAAAGAAGAAAAAGAGCAAAAGCAAGCACAAGAAGAAACAGACGAAUGACUCGACAUCCAGUGACACCUCCGACUGCAGCAGCAGCGAUUCCGACACUGACUCAGAGAGUCAGUGCAAGGCCAAGAAAAGGAAGAAAGUUAAGGGGAAGAGGUCCCUCAGUGGUAGCAGCAAGAAUUCGAAAAGCCCCCUCAAGGCACAACGUUCUCCUCAGAUGGGCAGAUCAAGAAGUCGGGAUCUAGGGAAGCAAGAAUGCAAGGAGGAACCCACAUCUGGGCGAGGAGGCCGGGUUACUGAUCAGAAGAGGCAUGAACACUGCAGCAGAGACAGGCAGGCCCAUUACAGUGGAAGGGGCUUCAGUCCACAGAAAAAGAGGGACAGUGAAGGACACCAGGACGAGAGGAGAAAGGGGAGUGAAGCUGUGGGUAGAGCAUGGAGAGGAAAUGAGGAUGACAGGGGCAGGAGCAGGGACAGGAGCAGGGAAGGGGGCAGGGACAGGAGCAGGGAAAGGGGCAGGGACAGGAGCAGGGAAGGGGGCAGGGACAGGGAAGGUGGCAGUAGCAGGGAUGGGGAAAGGAGCAGGGGAAGGGGUAGAAGCAGAGACAGGGAAAGGGGCAGGAGCAGGGGAAGGAGCAGGGACAGGGAAAGGGGCAGGGACAGGAGCAGGGAAAGGGGCAGGAGCAGGGACAGGGAAGGGGGCAGGAGCAGGGACAGGGAAAGGGGCAGGAGCAGGGACAGGAGCAGGGAAAGGGGUAGGGACAGGAGCAGGGAAGGGGGCAGUAGCAGGGACAGGGAAAGGAGCAGGGAAGGGGGCAGGAGCACGGACAGGGAAAGGGGCAGGGGCAAGUGAAAGGUAAACAGAGUGACAGGUGACAGGCAGAAGCAGACAGGGAAAGUAACAGAGAGGGAUAGAAGCAAUGGGAGAAGACAAAGGAAUGGAUGUGACAGGCAAGCAUCACUUGGGGAAGAGUGUUUUUUUUUUUUUUUUGCAUUUUACAGUACAGACGCAUUACUAUUGUAGUUUAUAUCUGUGUAACAGGCACGUGUUUUAAUGAUGUUCAGCAUGUAUCUUCCCUAAAACUGUACUCAUUCUAUUGGAAUUAAAGUAUUUUGCAUAGAAUAGCUGCAAAAAGGAUAUUGA